Molecule: messenger RNA, 3844 nt
Organism: Xiphophorus couchianus (Monterrey platyfish)
Lineage: Eukaryota; Metazoa; Chordata; Actinopteri; Cyprinodontiformes; Poeciliidae
Product: histone-lysine N-methyltransferase mes-4-like
Exons: 17
Coding region: 1320-3086 (588 amino acids)
Biological process (GO): regulation of DNA damage response, signal transduction by p53 class mediator; regulation of transcription by RNA polymerase II
Cellular component (GO): polytene chromosome; nucleus
Molecular function (GO): protein binding; histone H4K20 methyltransferase activity; transcription regulator activity
Source: RefSeq, a predicted model, not a curated record
UGUGUCUUAUUACCAAACCAUCCCAGACGCAAGGUUUUUAAAAAUUAAAUCCUCAUUUGAAGCCGCAGCCCUCAAUAUGGACGUGUUGGUGGAAUAACUGUGCACAGGUAAGCAUUAAUGGUAAAUUAAAAUAAUUUUUGCCUAGAUGAAGUUAUUUACAAGUAAAUAACUGCAGAUGCAAGAAAGGUUUUUGAGCAAAAUGAAAUAUUUUAGAUUUUAAUUUAGGUAACAUUAAAGCUAAGCAACUUAUUUUAGAUAUUUGCAUCAAGUAGCUUAAAUAUGUAUGCUUUUAUGACUGAAAAGACUUACCUGAAGCAGUAUAGUUUUUAUUUCGAGUGUUUUAAAGUAAGAGACUAGCUGGGCUAGGAGAGCUAGCUUCCUAGCUAGAGCUAGCCUCCUAGCUAGAAACAGGUGUUUGACAAGUUGACAAUAUUUGGGGUAGGUGGUACCUGUGUGGUACCUACUACCUAGCUUUUGGUGAUAAAAGUUGGGUGAUGAACUGUAAGGUUUUCAUCAUUAUAUUUAACAAUAUUGGCGAACUGCUUGCUUUAUGUUAGCUAAUUGCACCGUAGUGAUGCUUGUUAAGCUCGUUAAGCUUGAUUUCAAGCAGGAGAUUAAUAAGAAGCAAACCCACAGGUUUCUGUGAAACUUGUUUAUCUUUUGGAAAAGCACCAAUGGUUGAAGGUUUUAAUAAUUGGCUGCAAUAGGGCUGGUGCAUCAAUGGCUUUAAAGCUGUGUACUGUAAUCACUUUCAUGACUUAAAUGCUGAAAGUGUAAAUCAAGAGUCCUCAAAUUUAGGCAAAUAUCGGUGUCCUUCAAUUUUUAAAUGUGUAUUUGUACCUGAAUCAAUUAGCUGAAUAACCUCCUCAUAUGCAGCCAAAUUCUCCAGAUUUCUGACCACAUUAUUUGACUUAGGUGUGUUGAAGCAGAGAUGCAUCUAAAAGUUGGAGGAGACUGUCCCUGGAAGACUGAUUAAAACUGUUUAAUUAAAGAUAAAUUGGACUUCUCUAAUAAAAUUCAUUUGUGCAACAAACUACCCUUUUUCCUUAAAGUAUGGCUCAAAUGUUCUUGUAAGGCUGUACUAUUGGCUGAACAACAAUAUAUUGAACACUGAACUAUUUGUAGAUGGUAAAGCACUUUUUUAAAUCAGUGAUUAAAUAAAUUAUAGUGUUGGUGUUUUAUCUGAGCUGUGUGUCUUGCAUGCAUAACAUGUUUCCAUAUUUAUAAUUAAAUUUUUAGCUUUAACAUUUGUAGGAAUUACAAAGAAGCUUGUAAUUCCUUCUUUGACUGUUAUAACUUUUCAUACAUGUCAGUAAAACAUGCAGAGGCGAAGACGCAUAAAUCCGAAGGAAGAUGCCAAAUAUUAUAUUGAUACCAAAACGGACAAAGUGGGGCUUGACGUCACGUACAUCAAUGCCUUUAAAGGUCGUGGUAUCUUUGCCACAACCUCUUUUCAGAAAGGAGACUUUCUGUGUGAAUAUCGAGGUGAACUGAUCAGUAAAGAGGAAUGUGAGAGGAGACAGAGAGUUUACCAUGACAACCUUAAAGUAUUCUUGUUUGAAUUCUAUUUUAAUGGAAAACUCUGGUGUGUUGAUGCAGCAAAAGAAGAUUGCUCCCUUGGAAGGCUUAUAAACGAUGACAAUAUCAGCCCAAAUGCCAAAAUGAAGUAUCUGACCGUCCAACAGAAACCACAUUUGUGUUUAUUUGCAACUCGAGAUAUCAAUCAGGGAGAAGAGAUUACGUACAAUUAUGGGGACUCAGACUGGCCAUGGCGACUCAAGAACUCCAGUGGGAUGUCUUCAACUGGACAAGAUGUUGAGGUGCCAUCCACAUCACAGUUGGUUUCAUACUAUGGACCGGUAUCAAGCAAAGACCAAAUAAAGAUCAGAGCUGAAAAUGACCCGGAUCAGAUGAUAACCAGUGUCAAAAACGAGACAGAUCCAGUCCUGGAUUCACUCCCCAUCAAGGAAUUGGAGAAAGAAAUGUCCCAAAGUCCUGACUGCACUCAUUCAACUUCUACGGCUGGCAACACAGAACAGAUCAGAGCUGAAAAUGAUCAGGAUCAGAUGACAACCAGUGUCCCAAAUGAGACAGACCCUGUCCUGGAUUCACUCCCCAUCAAUUCAGAGGAAUUGGAGAAAGAAAUGACCCAAAGUCCUGACUGUCCUUGUACAACUUCUUCAGCUGGCAACACAGAACAGAUCAGAGCUGAAAAUGAUCAGGAUCAGAUGACAACCAGUGUCCCAAAUGAGAUAGACCCUGUCCUGGAUUCACUCCCCAUCAAUUCAGAGGAAUUGGAGGAAGAAAUGUCCCAAAGUCCUGACUGUCCUUGUACAACUUCUUCAGCUGGCAACACAGAACAGAUCAGAGCUGAAAAUGAUCAGGAUCAGAUGACAACGAGUGUCCCAAAUGAGAUAGACCCUGUCCUGGAUUCACUCCCCAUCAAUUCAGAGGAAUUGGAGGAAGAAAUGUCCCAAAGUCCUGACUGUCCUUGUACAACUUCUUCAGCUGGCAACACAGAACAGAUCAGAGCUGAAAAUGAUCAGGAUCAGAUGACAACGAGUGUCCCAAAUGAGAUAGACCCUGUCCUGGAUUCACUCCCCAUCAAUUCAGAGGAAUUGGAGGAAGAAAUGUCCCAAAGUCCUGACUGUCCUCAUACAACUUCUUCAGCUGGCAACACAGAACAGUGUCAAAAACAUCACUUGAUGUGCACAACAGUAUCCUCUUUGGAGAAGUGUACUCAGUGUUUUGGACCUUGUUCUUCAUUCAAGUGGGUUGGCUACCAGUGCAAAGUGGGAGCAGUGUCAUCGACAGCAGAGGAAACUGUCCCUCCUGUUGAAGAGACCUCCUCUGCUGCACCCAGAAGACAACCAAAAAAACCAUGGUCAAGUGCUGAGGUUUCUGCUGUUAUGAGGCAUUUUAAAGCUCACAUAGGUAAAGGAAAACUUGCCACUAAAAAUGAGUGCAAACACUGCAAGUUGGUGGAAGGUCCUGUGCUGGCUCAAAGAACAGCACAAAAUAUCAGGGACUUUGUGAGAAACCGUGGAAUAACUGCUAUGAGGCAGGCACAAAAGAAAAGGCUCUAGAUUUUAUGUGAAGUAAUCAUUUGUUCAAAAGUGUUCCAUUUUGUUCAUGCUACUAAAACAUUUUUUUUGUUGCCUAUCGAACAAUAUUAUCUGUAAAGUCCCGUGACUUAGAGGCUGUUUAAAUGUAUUUGUGUUGAUAGGCAGAAAAGCGUUUUUCUAAUGGUGAGGCAUUUUUCUGUUGUCCAGCAUAAAAAUUAUUCGAAAAGGUGGCAGAAUUUUAAUUUAACAUUCUUUUACUUAUUUAUUUAUAUUCAGAAUAUUUGGCAACAGUCUGCACCCUAAAGCCCUUAUUUUACUUUUGUGUACGUUUUGUUGAGGCACUUAAAUUAGAUUGUUUUUCUUUUGGUAAUUUCAAUUUGAGGCUUACUUUUAUUUUUUAAAGAAAAAUAAUUGAAUUAUUUGGUCAUAUUUACCUAAUAAAAUAUGUUCUGUUAAUGCUUUGUGCUGUCAGGUUGUGUAUUUAUGCUAAUCAGCAGGUUUUUAAAUAUGACGUAGUUGUCCCUUUAAAGUUCUCACAAUACUUUGUUUUGUUCUCAUAAACCACAUUUGCUGAUGUCCAUACAAGCCACCAUGUUGUCAGGCUGCUGAAAGAAAGGCUGUGUAGCUGCUAUCUGAAACCUAAAGUGAGCUAAAUUUUUUUCAGAUUUUUUGCAGUGUUUUAAGCCACCUCCCAUUGCUCUAGCUACUUGGGAAAGGGUAGUCCAGCUAAACCACCGUCGGGCCUGUUUGGCGAAAAAGGCAGGCUAUACCUUAUAUAC